AUGAAUGAAUGCAACAUUACACAAAAUAGAGUCAAAAAAGAUAGUGGAGGUUACUGGGUUCAAGAAAUUACCUCUGAUUCAUACAUCACUUGUGUCAAUGUUGUUGAAAACAAUCAAUCAUCAGGUACUUUUAAUUCCCACAGAUCUUCUUAUUCUUAUUCAUCAAAAUUUAAAGUUACUUCAUGUAAUUAUAUAAGAAAUAAAAGUCCAGAAGAAGGUUAUCUGAUUUCUUCUUUUUGUGAUGUUUUCAUGAGUUAUUGUUGUAUUCGUCAAAAUGAAAUUAAAUACAUUUUUAGGGCAUAUUCAAAAACAAUAACAUUUGAAAACUCAGCUACAGAUAUCAUUAAAUCAACAGAUACACCACCAAUAUUUAAGAACACAAAUAUAAAUGAAUGUCCUUUAUUAGACUCUAUUCCAACAAAAGACAAAUUCGAAGAAAACGAAAUAGAGCAAAACAAUUUUAUCAAUAUCUAUAUUAAAAAAAUCUUUCAUUUAAAAUAUUUAUUUUCUUUUUCAUCAUCAUAG
Messenger RNA from Trichomonas vaginalis G3, 525 nucleotides. RefSeq lists its product as uncharacterized. The record is from RefSeq and is a predicted model, not a curated record. The transcript has a single exon. The coding region runs from base 1 to 525 and encodes 174 amino acids. NCBI's taxonomy places the organism in Eukaryota, Parabasalia, Trichomonadida, Trichomonadidae.